Molecule: messenger RNA, 4516 nt
Organism: Danio rerio (zebrafish)
Lineage: Eukaryota; Metazoa; Chordata; Actinopteri; Cypriniformes; Danionidae
Source: RefSeq, a predicted model, not a curated record
UGUGUGUGUGUAUUAACGGGCAGCUGCUCAAGUCUGUGUUCUGUGUCCUGAGGUGUGCUUCUCUCCUCUCCUUGGCCUCCUGAGCACUGAUCAUAAGAAAAGUUCACUUAUUUUGAUUUUAAAACACAGUACACCCCCCGCAACCCCCACUCCCCAACAGUGUCCUUCCUUCCUGCCGCACUAUAAAGAGCACGAGAAAAGAGCGCCAAAGAUGGAAGAUGCCGUCCUCACUUGCAAAAGAAAAAGGGAGGUGAGAAUUGAAGCCGACAUCAAAGAAGGGUGUGUGUUCAGCAGAGGUGUAUGUGAGAUGGGGCAUCAGCGGGGGGGAUCUUCCCUCUUCAGGAUGUCUCUGGUCCUGAUGUGACUUUGAUGAGCUGCUCAAAGCUCAGGUGCUCUGGAGCAGGCCGGCCCGCGGUCGUGUAUCAUGAGUAAGGGUACUUGCUGGAGUUUGCUGCUUUUGAUGACUUUGAGAAAUUGAUCUCGGUGCAUUGAGCUGUGGUCAGGGAUUAAAGUUCUCCGUCGUUACGACGGAUUUCCGUCAAUUGGAGCGAGUCAUUGACGGAUUUCCGUCAAUUACAGUGUUCCGCUUGUUCUUAAUUUUUUUUCAUGCUCUUUUCCUAAUUUUAAUGCUGUAAAUAUAGGCAUUUCUCAAAUAGUGUAAUAAAUGUCUUAAUUUUAGUUUGAAUAGGUCUUAAAUUAAGAAAAGAAGUGUAUUCAGCCUGCUGAGGAGGAAAAAAAUUUUGUGAUCAAAGCCUGGAGUGGAGCAAAUGCACGUUCCUCUCUCCACUCUAAGCGUUUUAGCAUCACUCCGCUAUGGAUCCACUCCGGGUUUUGGUAUAGUUUCAGAGAAGUACAUGUCAGGCUACGGCUGAGGUAAGUUAUUUAUAUUUAAGAUAGCAUGGACCCAUUUAUAAUGCAGGAAGGCUCCGAUGUUUCGGAGAUCGAAAAAAGUGUAAAAAAUAAAUGGAGAUGGGCUUGGCUUAGCGAAAUUGGGGAGAAUGGCAAGCCUUUUAGUUCGUGGGCAAAAAAAAUUAAACAACCAGGUACGUGUCUUUGCACAGUAUGCCACAGGAAACUUCAAUAUGGCAGUAAUGGCAAAAAAGUGCUAGCUCGCCAUCAGUCAGAAGCCAGUCACAAUGCCGCCGUUCGUGCUCUACAGUACACUUGCUCCCUGCCUGGUGCGACAAGUACCACAACGGAGAUUCAUGCAUCUAUGGCCGACCGUGUGUGCGAUGUAAAAGUGCGCGUAUGUUCUUUCAUAGCGGAGCAUGACCUGUCGUUCACAAUCUCACAACCGCUAGUUAAUUUGAUGCAGUCAGUUGUCAAAGACAAGAGUGCACUUUCAAGAUUGUCAAUGUCUAAUGCACAUGCCUCCUACUUGUGCACACAUGGUAUUGCUGCUUAUUGGAAGUCCGAAUUGUCAUCUAAGCUGAAAACGAAGAUGUUCUCAUUAAAUGUAGAUGAGGCAACAGAUGGAAACAUGGACAGGAUUCUGAAUGUUCUUGUUCGGUACUAUGAUGAAGAUGUGGGAAAAGUGGCAACCCAGCAUCUAGCCUCGAGGAAACUGAAUAUCGCAGAUGCCUUAUCAAUCACAAACACAUUGACAGAUAUUCUCCAGUCAUAUAGCCUGAACUGGAAUCAGGUUGUUGGUAUACUGUUGGAUAACUGCAGUGUGAUGAGAGGGAAAAAGUCUGGAGUAGAGACACUAGUCAGAAGAGAAAAUCCAUCAUUGCUGGAUGUCAGCGGAGACACUGUCCAUAUGGUCUCGAAUGCAGCCAAGGCCCUUUUAAAUACUUUCCAGGGAUUUGUGGAACAAUUUUGCUCUGAUGUAUACUAUGACAUUGAAAAAUCACCCAAACAGAAAGAAAUUUUUUCUGAGUUCCAGUCCUUACUUCAUUUGGAGAAUAAGAGCCUAAUACGUCCCAUCAGCAGCAGGUUCCUGCAAAUGUUAGAUGUGUGCAACAGAAUACGGGACCUUAUGGAUCCAUUGACCGUGCACUUCUACAGCGUCCUGUCUUCUCAUGAUCAACACAAACACAGAUGGCUCCUGAACCAGCUUCUUGAUAAGCAUGCAGUUACAUCUGAUGAGAAGGCCAGGAUAAUAUGUCUGCAACAGCAAAUAGCAAAAUCUGCGAGGAUAGGAAGUGAUGUCAACAAAAAACGAAAGACACGCAUCUGUAUGCUUUUUUCCGAGUUCGACAAGCUCACAACCAUUAUUGAUUUGUAUCGAGGUGUACUUCCAACUUUCCAGGUGUUCCUGAAGAAGUUGCAACAUGAAAAGCCCAUGAUUCAUGUGCUGCAUGCUGAAAUGCUACUGCUGGUUAGGGAACUUCUCUCCAAAUUUAUGAAGCCUGAAACUAUCCCUUUGAGUGCAAAUGGCUUGUUGAAGCUUAAUGUUCACCAGAGAGACCUGCAGUACACUGACAAAAGGUUGUCUGUGGGAAGAUUCAGCUUCUUUGCCUUAAACAAGGCUAGAGUGGAAAAGAAGCCCUGGGUGCAGAAGCUCUACAGUUCUCUCAGAGAAGGCUACAUAAAGGCAGCAACAUUCCUCCUGAAAAACCUGCCCCUCAACAACAUCAUCAUCACCUCUUUAUCUGCGUUGACACCAUCAUUGAUUCUCCACGAAUCAGUCCAAGGUGCAUUCAACACCUUGGCCAAGGCCUUGCCAAAUGCUGUGAAGUCAGAAGAGUUGGGUCAACUGGAUGAAGAGGUUCGAGCCUACCAGAUUAAUACAGAUCUAGGAGCACAGGCCAAAUGCUUUGAGGAGAACAAUGCACGAAUCGAUGUUGACUGGUGGAGUAAGAUUUUUGCCAUGAAGAUGACAGGAGGAGGAACGAGGUUCCCCAUCUUAGGGAAGUUGGUAAAGGCUCUUCUGUCAUUGUUCACUGGCCCUCUUGUAGAAGGAUCAUUUAACAUGAUGGAUGAUAUAAUUGAGAAAGACAGGGUUAGGCUGAACAUUGAGACUUAUGAAGGUUUAGCCAUUCUCAAGUCCAACAUGAAGGUAAUGGGCAAAACUGCAUCUAAAAUGCAAAUUACCCCUGCAUUAAGGAGAUUUUGCCUGUCUUCUUAUGAGACAUACCAAAAUCAUCUGAAGAAAAAGAAGGUGAACCUUGACAAUCAAAAGGAAAGGAAACUGAGGGAAGCUGUGAAGGUUCUCUCAGAAGUUAGGGUUAGAAAAGUAAAGAAAGGUUCCACCUCUUAUGUUUGUGCUAAAGCCCCCACCUCUUCCACCCUGGGAGUUAAACGAAUAGCUGCUGCUACAGCCUCCACCUCCUCCACUGCUGGAGUUAAAGGUAAAUCUGCUGCUACAGCCUCCACCUCCUCCACUGCUGAAGUUAAAGGUAAAUCUGCUGCUACAGCCUCCACCUCCUCCACUGCUGGAGUUAAAGGUAAAUCUGCUGCUACAGCCUCCACCUCCUCCACUGCUGGAGUUAAAGGUAAAUCUGCUGCUACAGCCUCCACCUCCUCCACCUCUCCUGGAGCCACUCCUGCACAUGUAGCUAGUCAAACACUAAAACGGGUUUCAGGUGUAGCCAAGCUUCAGGAAUAUGGUUUUACAGCCAAAAAGCAGAAAAAGUGAAAAGCACUCUAGAGGCAUUUGGACAAGAAAAGCACUUUUUGGAAUUUAGUGGUGGUGCUGUUACUUUUUUUUUGCUGUUAAUUAUUAAUAGUUUCACAAAACAUUGUUUGGUGUUAUAAGAUACAUAAAACAUGCACUGAAAAUACACUUUUUGAAAAAGCACUUUUUGGAAUUUAAUGGUGAUGCUAUUACUUUUUUUCUGUUCAUUAUUAGGAGUUUCACAAAACAUUGUUUGGUGUUAUAAGAUACAUAAAACAUGCACUGAAAAUACACUUUUUGAAAAAGCACUUUUUGGAAUUUAAUGGUGAUGCUAUUACUUUUUUUCUGUUCAUUAUUAGGAGUUUCACAAAACAUUGUUUGGUGUUAUAAGAUAAAUAAAAAUAUGCACUGAAAAAAACACUUUUUGAAAAAGCUCUAUUUUGAAUUUAAUGGUGGUGCUAUUACUUUUUUUCUGUUAAUAUGAGUUUCACCAAACAUUUGGUGUUAUAAGAUAAAUAAAAACAUGCACUGAAAAGAUGUGUGGUAGAUGGUUGAUUAUUUGUCAAGUUAUAUAUUUUUCAAAGAUAGCUUUUAAAAUAUGCAAACUGGCAACAUUAAAGCGGUUUAAUCUCCCCUUAAAACGCUAUUGGUCUCGGCUAUUUAAAUAAAAUUUUGGUUUUAGGAAUAUGGCUUGGCCUGAAAAAAGUUCAGUCACAAGAAUUUUUUUCACUUUAAUCCCUGUGUGGUGCCCUUUUAGGGUAUUGAAGUUCUAGUCUGGUAUGAAGUUCCAUUUGUUAUUGUCAUCUAAUGCAUCGGUCUUGCAUUAUGUGGGGUUUUUCAAUCUUUAGCGGCGAAGAUCCUACUUUCAGGAUGAGCCCUUAGUUGGUUUCAGUAAUGCUUCUUUUCAUAUUUGGAGGGAACAAAAAAAAAAAAGAUUUUCCAAGUCAUAGUGGAAUA